AAUUCUUCGAAAAUGACGCAGUCUACGUAUUCAAUACCACCGCUUCAAAUUUUGACGUUCUUCAAGAUUUCAGAUCCUGUCGUUCCCCAAUUCUGAAGAAAUGUACUACUAGUAUAUUUUACAACCUUCAAGAAAAUAAAGGCUUCAUUUACUUUAAAUUCCCAAUAACAGCAAUUAGGGUUUUGUCACCCUGAAAAAAUUGCCCAGUUUCCAAUUUCGUUGGACCAUGUCUAUACGUAAAUCCUAUACAUUAGCAAAAAACUCUAAGAUGGGAGAAGCAUCAAACCCUGGAACUACUACAGAAUCAAACUCCCCAUUAAUGAAUGACAGUGGUACGAAUGCCAGAUUAAUUCCUCAAUUAUUUAACUCUGUUCCAACGCUUAACGAAGCUGCGUCUUUAAUUUCUCAAUCAACUUCGCUAUUCACCCGUUGUUUCACUGAUUAUUCUGUGGAUUAUUCUCCUACGGAUUCUAGGGAUUCAAUUACAGACGCUCAUGAGUUGUCGACGUUUUCUUCUGGACAAGGUGAGGAAGAUUUGGAUGGUGAUCGCCCUUCUACAAGUUUAAGUGAUUCAACAUUUUGUGAACCGUCAACAUCUGCUACUGCUCAACCUCUUAUCCACAAUGGACUUACGAGAACCUCCUCACAUGGCUCACCUCAAAAUAGUAGCGCGAUUGUACCAUUCAACUAUGGUUUCCAAAACGGGAUAUCUCUUUUUCAAGGGCUUAUUGAGCGAGCACGUAGGACAGUUCGUGGAUCUGCUGAUGAUAUUGGGUGGAUGCAACGUGCUUCAGAGUUGCCUCCGGUUGAAGAUGGAACAGGAAGGUUUAUGGAAAUUCUUGAUGACAUCAGGCAUGGUCUACACAAUUUGCCAAAUUCAUUGGUUUACUUGUUGGUUCCAGGUCUUUUUAGUAAUCAUGGACCACUUUAUUUUGUGGAUACGAAAGUGAGAUUCUCUAAGAUGGGUCUGACCUGUCACAUUGCCAAGAUUCACAGUGAGGCUUCAGUUGAGAAAAAUGCCAGAGAGAUAAAAGAGUACAUUGAGGAAAUCUAUUGGGGCUCCAACAAACGUGUCAUGCUUCUUGGACAUAGUAAAGGGGGAAUAGACGCAGCUGCUGCUUUAUCAUUACAUUGGUCUGAUUUGAAAGAUAAGGUAGCUGGAUUGGCAUUAGCACAAAGUCCAUAUGGUGGUAGUCCUAUAGCUUCAGAUAUUUUACGUGAAGGACAGCUUGGUGAUUAUGUUAAUGUGCGAAAAAUGAUGGAAAUCAUCAUCUGUAAAGUGAUUAAGGGUGACAUGCAAGCCUUAGAAGACUUGACGUACGAACGGAGGAAAGAAUUCUUGUCAAAGCACCAUUUGCCAAGAGAAAUUCCCACUGUAUCCUUCCAUACAGAAGCUGGGAUUACUCCUGCAGUCCUCGCCACACUCUCGCACGUUGCUCAUGCAGAAUUACCUUUAGUGGGUGAACCAGCAAAACUCCCAGUGAUGAUGCCUCUCGGGGCUGCAAUGGCUGCAUGUGCACAGCUGCUGCAGAUCAGGUAUAAGGAAAAGAGUGAUGGACUGGUCACGUGUCGUGAUGCUGAAGUCCCUGGGUCCGUUGUAGUGCGCCCUAAGCGUAAACUGGAUCAUGCUUGGAUGGUGUAUUCGUCGUUAAAUGACAAUCCUUCUGAAGCAGAUGCUUCGCAAGUGUGUGAGGCGCUAUUGACGUUGCUAGUGGAAGUUGGCCAGAAGAAAAGACAUGAAGUUUCAUUGAAAGAGGAAUGAAAGAGUCAUCUGAUUCCUGUGCAUUUUAUUCAUGAUGACCGUUUGAGACUUGAAAGCCUUGUAAAGAUUGUACAUAUACGUAACCAUGUCAAAUUUAGCAUUUCUAUUUAGCACGGGAUUUUGAUUGUUAUACACGUUUUAUAAAAGUUGAUAAAUAUAUAUAUCAAUUAUCGUUUUUUGGUAAA
Molecule: messenger RNA, 1947 nt
Organism: Mercurialis annua (annual mercury)
Lineage: Eukaryota; Viridiplantae; Streptophyta; Magnoliopsida; Malpighiales; Euphorbiaceae
Exons: 8
Coding region: 227-1762 (511 amino acids)
Source: RefSeq, a predicted model, not a curated record